Molecule: messenger RNA, 638 nt
Organism: Priapulus caudatus
Lineage: Eukaryota; Metazoa; Priapulida; Priapulimorpha; Priapulimorphida; Priapulidae
Product: fibropellin-3-like
Exons: 8
Coding region: 1-477 (158 amino acids)
Biological process (GO): Notch signaling pathway
Molecular function (GO): Notch binding; calcium ion binding
Source: RefSeq, a predicted model, not a curated record
AUGAGGACGGAGAGCGGCAGCCAGGACAAGACAGAACGGUGGUCCCGAUUAAACGACGUCAACGAGUGCACACCGGAUCCGUGUGAGCAUGGCGGUGUGUGCGAUGACCUUGUCAACGACUUCACCUGCCGCUGUCCGCCUGGCUACGACGGCAAACGCUGCGAGAUCGAUAUCGAUGAGUGCAAUCCGAACCCUUGCUUCAACGGAGCCAACUGCGUCGAUGGAGUGAAUAGCUACACGUGCGAAUGUCGGCCAGGUUUCACGGGACCCGAGUGUCAGACAGACAUCGACGAAUGUCGCGAGACUCUGGUGCCGUGCUUUAACGACGGAAUCUGCGAGGACCGAGUUAAUGGCUUCAGCUGUACCUGCCUGGAAGGCUUCACCGGCCCCGUCUGCGAGACGAACAUAAACGACUGCCAGCCGAAUCAGUGUUUGCACGGAGCAACUGCGUGGAUCUCAUCAACGAUUCGUCUGUGAAUGUCCGCCAGGCUACGCCGGAAAGAGAUGCGGAAACGAUAUUGACGAGUGUGACGGCAACGAGUGUGUGUUCGGGCAGUGUGAGGACCUAUUGAACGGAUACAGGUGUCUCUGUGACCUAGGCUACACGGGAGAACUCUGCGACAUCGAUGAUUGAUGAU